AUGACAGAUAAUCAUUUAAAGCGGAUAAAUGCCCAAAAUGACAAUAUAAUUUCGAAUGAUUAUGCGGAAGUUCGAGUAUUGCUAGAUCGAUAUUACGCGAUAACGGCACGGAAAUAUGGCAUAUACCAUGAUUACGAUUCUAAAAAAGUUAGCAAAGAUUUGAGAGAUAUUCCUAUUGAUGAUAAAACGGAAGCAAGCAUUAAUCGUAAGGAAGGUGUUGUGGGUGAUCUAUUCGAGAAUGAUAUCCUAUUAACAUUACCACAAAUUAAAGCUUUACUUAAUGAGGAUAUCAAAACCAUUAAAUGGCAAAAUUUAAUUCGUACCGCUUUGUAUCAUAUCGAAACCGAAACAUGCAUUCGCUUCAAGGAGAAUGGUGGUAACAGGAAUCAUAUAUAUUUCAUACAAGGUAAAGGAUGUUGGAGUAAUGUUGGUAAAGUUGGCGGUCGACAAUUGAUAUCCAUUGGAUUUGGAUGUGAAGCGGUUGGUAUAGUGGUGCAUGAAAUGUUACACGCUUUGGGUUUAUGGCAUGAACAAUCACGUACCGAUCGUGACAAUUACAUCUGGAUCAAUUAUGCUAACAUUUAUCCAGGUACUCAAGGGAAUUUUGAAAAGCGAACAAUGAUAAAUAUUGAUAACAUGGGAUUAUCGUAUGAUUAUGGUUCCCUGAUGCAUUAUGGUCCGAAAGCAUUCACAAUCAAUUAUGAUAGAUAUACGAUUGAGACACGUGAUCGUCGAUAUCAGCAAACAAUCGGACAACGAGAAGGAAUUUCAUUCAAAGAUGCAAAAUUGAUUAAUUUACGAUACUGUAAUGAUAUCUGUCGAUAUCGAAUAAAUUGCUAUAACGGUGGAUAUACGAAAUCCAAAUAA
Molecule: messenger RNA, 867 nt
Organism: Loa loa (African eye worm)
Lineage: Eukaryota; Metazoa; Nematoda; Chromadorea; Rhabditida; Onchocercidae
Exons: 9
Coding region: 1-867 (288 amino acids)
Biological process (GO): molting cycle, collagen and cuticulin-based cuticle; proteolysis
Molecular function (GO): zinc ion binding; metalloendopeptidase activity
Source: RefSeq, a predicted model, not a curated record